Messenger RNA from Vombatus ursinus (common wombat), 3185 nucleotides. It is a transcript of the gene PIGZ, whose product is annotated as phosphatidylinositol glycan anchor biosynthesis class Z. Lineage: Eukaryota; Metazoa; Chordata; Mammalia; Diprotodontia; Vombatidae. The record is from RefSeq and is a predicted model, not a curated record. Gene Ontology annotation, cellular component: endoplasmic reticulum membrane. The transcript has 5 exons. The coding region runs from base 407 to 2146 and encodes 579 amino acids. Gene Ontology annotation, biological process: GPI anchor biosynthetic process. Gene Ontology annotation, molecular function: alpha-1,2-mannosyltransferase activity.
CGGAAGUGUCAUUUCUAUACUUAGGGUGGAAGAGGCCCUGCUUCCUCAAAGGGCAGUGCUGUUGAGUGGCCCGGCACCCUGUUGGGGGGGGCUCAUCCCAAGGAACUUCACGGACAACGAUCUCUUCUCAGGACUUCACCAUGCCUCUCUCCCAACACAGGGACACUCCAGGGAGCAUAUGGGACGAAGCUGCUCUCACUGAAAAUUCCAGCUGGGGACCUUAAGCCCGAAGCUGGACAGCCAAACUGAAGAGUGCUGAAGACAGAUCCAAUUAAAAAAGAAAAAAAAGACAAAGAAACUGGCUCACCAAAGAAGUGACUUGCACCUGAAGAGGCCGCGACGACGUUGUGGGAGGAAAAGGUCUCCCCGAGCGAGGGCCGCCCCCCACCCGCAAUCUCUCGUUUGCAUGAAAUGGGCGUGGCAAAGCUGUGAUUGGGUAACGGUCCCCAGACGGAGAGCCGGCCCGGCCUGGCUCGUCUCUGCUCUUCUGUGUCCGGAGGUGCUGGGGAUGUGGGCCGCCCAGGUGCUCUGGGGAAGCCUCGGCCUCCUGCGCAUUGCCUGGUGCCUUCUGCCGCAGACCGGUUAUCUGCAUCCCGAUGAGUUCUUUCAGUCCCCCGAGGUCAUGGCAGAAGAUGUCCUGGGCCUGGAGGUCUACCGCCCCUGGGAAUUCCUCCCCAGCUCACCCUGCCGGACAGUCCUCUUCCCACUGCUGACCACUGGCUCUGUGUUCUGGUUGAUGGAGUUAUUGGACAGGCUGGACCUCUGGCCAGGUGCCAUCAGCAGCUACACUCUCCUGGUGGGGCCCCGCCUGGUCUUCACAGCCCUCUCCUUUGCUCUGGACUGGGGCAUCUACCGGGUGGCCCCACUCUGGGGAGCUGAUCCCUGGAACGCCCUGCUCCUGCUGGCCGGUUCCUAUGUCACCCUGGUCUUCUACACGAGGACCCUGGCCAAUGCCUUGGAGGGGCUUCUGUUCAUGUGGCUGUUGGUGCUGGUCUCUCCGGGCACCCACGGGAAGCUGAGUCCGUGGCGUGGGGGACACAGCUGGCUCCUGGGCGCCGUGGUGGCCGCAGGGUUCUUCAACCGGCCCACGUUCCUGGGGUUCGCCCUCCUGCCGCUGCUCUUCUGGUCCAGCGGCUGCACCACGGUGGUGCCUCUCAGCAUGAGGGCCCUGGUCCAGAGAAUGCUGGAGCUGCUCCCCGGGGCCAUGCUAGUGGCUUCCCUGUUCGUGGCUGCCGAUACGUGGUACUACUCCUCGCGACUGGGGCUGGGCCCCCGCCUCAUCCUGACUCCCGCCCACUUCCUCAGCUACAACCUGGACCCCCAGAACCUGGCCCAGCACGGCACGCACCCCCGCCUCACUCACUUGGCCGUCAACGGGGUCCUGCUCUUCGGGGUCCUGCACGCCGCAGCAGUGAUGGGCGCGUGGAAAGUGCUGAAGGAAAGCCUGGCCUCCGUGGCUCAGCGCCAGGCUCCCUGGACCCGUCCGGCCAGGAAGACGGUCCUCCUUCUCUUCUACUUCUUUCCCCUGGCUCUGCUCUCCCUCUUCAGCCAUCAGGAGCCUCGGUUCUUGGUCCCCCUCCUAGGACCCCUGACCCUGUUCAGCAGCCAGAAGGGCCAGGGGGUGGCCCCGUGGAGAAUCGCCUCGGUCACUCUCUUCAACGUCCUCGGGGCCCUGUUCUUUGGCUGCCUUCAUCAGGGUGGCCUGGUCCCUUGCCUGUCCCGUCUAGAGAACAGCAUCCACGCCCCGGCUCCCGAAGGGCAGCCCUCCCACUACACCCUGCUCUUCACCCACACCUACAUGCCGCCGCGCUACCUCCUCCGCCUGCGAGGGCCAGAGCCGCCCGUGGAGGUCAUUGACCUGGGCGGGGCCGAGAGCCGGGCCCUUUGCCAGACCCUCGACCAGCUCGCCAGCCAUCCCGUCUGCAACACCGCUGGGGGCGAUCGGCUCUGCCGGAUCUUUGUUGUGACCCCUGGGACAGCCAGGGAGGCUGCGGCCGCCUGCCCCUUCUCCCUGAGGAACGAGACCCGGGUGUUUCCCCACUUGACUCUGGAGGACCCGCCUGGGCUCUCUGCCCUGCUGAGCAGACGCUGGAGGGACUCCCUUGGCCUCUACAUCCUGGAAGUGGGCGAGCGGAGGAGACAAUGAACCUCCCGAAAAGGGGGCAGGGCCCCGCCCACAUCUUGCGCCCCCCGCCCUCCGCGAAGUUCCUUUGUUUAAUAAGACCGGACAAGUUCCUGGGGACUGGCAGGCAGACUUACCGGCACCCACGACCUGGAUGACCAAAGCAGGCGUCCGUCCCAGUCAUAGGCCAAACCAAGCCAAAGAUGACUCUGCUGGCCAAGCUUUGCCCCCUGGCCACGGGCCGCACCCCCGAGACCUCUCCCGGUGGGGUUCCAUUCUGGGUGCCACUGUCAGGAGAGACAUGGACCACUUGAAGCUUGCCCUGAGGAGGGUGCCCGGGGCGGUGAGGGGAUGCGAGAUUAAACUGAAGAAGCUUAGAAUGUUGAGCCUGAACAAAUAUCUGGGAGGUGAGGCAGUGCCAGGGUAAGGAGGGUAAGGGAGAGAGAGUGGGGCCGGGGACUGAGAGGUCAUGAUUACUGCAUGUAUUUAAAGGGCUUUCUUCAUUUGGGGAAAGGAGUGGCUCGGCGGGAAGAACAGACACCAAACAGUGGAAAUUUCAUGGAGGGAGAUUUCACCUCAACAGAAUCCCCGGAUGGAAGAGGGGAAGGGGGGCCCCUGUCCAACUAGUCCUCCUGUUGCAUAUGAGGAAUCUGAUGCCAAAGGGGCGAAGUGAAUUGCCCAAUAAGACCUUUCUCUUAAUUAGAGGGUAGUGCCUAGUACAUAGUAAGUGCUUAAUAAAUGCUUUGUCUGUGCUAUCUACAUCCAUCCAUUCGUGUCUGUCCAUCUAUAUCCAUCCAUCCAUCUACCUGUCUAGAUGUGCAAAAACGGGACGGGCAGCUUUGUGAGGCAUUCAGCUUCCUGCCCCUGAUGGUGAAUUACAACCAACAGACUCAAGAGUCACUGACCUCUGGGGUCACCUAGUCCCCUUGACAACACCUUCAACCUUUUCUUGAACACCUCCAUGACGGGGCCUUCACUGCUUCACAUGGAAGCUCAUUCUGUUGGACACCCUCACUGCUGGGAAGUCCUUUCUUAUAUAGAGCUGAGACCUGCCUUCCUAUAA